Molecule: messenger RNA, 1651 nt
Organism: Emiliania huxleyi CCMP1516
Lineage: Eukaryota; Haptophyta; Isochrysidales; Noelaerhabdaceae
Exons: 8
Coding region: 26-1519 (497 amino acids)
Biological process (GO): protein phosphorylation
Molecular function (GO): ATP binding; protein serine/threonine kinase activity
Source: RefSeq, a predicted model, not a curated record
GGCGCACCUCACGCUCGACGAGCGAAUGGGCAGCCGCGGCUCCUCCUCCUCCUGCCGCAACUCCUCCCCCUCCACCGCCGGCAGCCGCCAUCUCGGCCCACCUCGGGCAAUCUCGGGCCACCUCGGAGGCGGCGGGGGAGGCGGAGGCGGAGGCGGCGGCGGCGGCGGAGGCGGCGGAGGAAGCGGGGGCCGCGCGCCAGCGAGCAGCCGCGGCGUGCGCAUCGACGUGCCCGACGGCGGUGGCGGCCCAACCAGCGGGCCACGGCGCGUCGCGUCGCUGCCGAAUGCGAUGCCUGACGGCCAAUCUCGGGCGAUGCCUGAGGGCCAGAGGCCGCCCGCGUUGGCCAAGAGUGCGACCACGGGCCACGCGGGGUUGGAGGCGCUCGGCUCGCGGCUGGACGAGCUGCGCGCCGCGGUGUGGACACAGGCCGGGUCGCCGCCACACGAGGCGACGGCGGGCGUGCGCGAGGUCGCGGCGAGGCGCUCGCUCUACCUGCAGACCCUCUCGAGCCUCCGCCGUGUCGCGGGGCUUGGUGCGGGCCAGUUCGGGUGCGUCUCCCUUGUGACGGACGUGCACGGGCAGCCGCACGCGCUCAAGUCGCUUUGGAAGGGGCAGCUGAUCGCGUCCGGCAGCGUCGGUGCCGUGGUGCGCGAGCGUGAGCUGCUCGCGUCGGUGAGCCACCCCGCAGUGGUGCGGCUCGAGGCCUCCUUCCAGGACGCGCGGCGCGUGUUCCUGCUGCUAGAGCCGGUCCUCGGCGGCGAGCUGUAUGCGGUGCUGCACAUGCUGGGUCGCCUCGAGGAGGGGCAGGCCCGCUUCUACGCCGCGUGCGUCGCCGACGUGCUCGGCCACCUGCACGACGUGAGCGGCAUCGUGUACCGCGACCUCAAGCCGGAGAAUUUGCUCGUCGAUGGCGUCGGCUACCUCAAGCUCGUCGACUUUGGGCUCGCCAAGCGGCUGCGGCCCCUCGCGGACGACGGCGAGGUGCACGCCGCAGAGCGGACCUCGACUAUCUGCGGCACGCCCGAGUACCUCGCCCCCGAGAUGGUGCGGGGGGAGGCGUACAGCUUCUCCGUCGACUGGUGGGCGCUCGGCAUGCUGCUCUUCGAGAUGCUCGCCGGCGUGCCCGCCUUCCGCAGCGCCGACCCGGCAGAGGUGUACCGCAAGAUCCUCGUCGAGGCUCCGCGUUUGCUCUUCAAGAGCAGCGCCGAGUGCGACGCUCUGCUGGCCGGUCUGCUCGCCAAGGCUCCCGAGCAGCGGCUCUGCGCGGCGGACGAGGUCUGCGACGCGCCUUUCUUCGCAGCGAUCGCGUGGUCGAGCUUGCGCAGCCGCAGCACGCCCGCCCCGUUCCGGCCGAAGAUCGCGCACCCGACGGACACGUCCAACGUCGUCACCAUCGAAAAGUACGCGAGCCCGGCGAGCGAGGAGGGCGACGGCGCCGAGUGGGACCGCUACCUCACGAGCGCCACUUUGCGCAGCUCCACGCACCCCUUCGCCUCCUUCGCUUCGGGCGUGUGGUAAAGAGAUGGUGUUUGUGAGCCUCGUGUGGCGUCUCGUGUGGAGGCAGCCAACUUUGAGUGUCCAUUGCCAGCGCGGCGGCCCCUUAGAUUAGCUUGUAGGUUGGUGUUGCGAUCGAGGGACGAGGCGAAAUCA